AUGCCGGCGACCAUAGACCAAAAGCCGUCACACAGUGUAACCUCCGCUGGUCCUUUGCGGAUAUCGAGUCCUCAGGGAUUAGAAGAGUCUCAAUUCAACUACACCGACAUCGAGCAACGGAUACCCAGGUCUCUGGCGCCGUCGCCGUCGUCGUCGAUCAUAUCAGCACCAGCCAUGAAAAGAACCCUCGAGAUCCCUGAGAUCGUCCUCUUAAUCCAGGAGCAGCUCGACCGUCCUUCCCUCCUGACCUCCCUCCGUGUCGCCUCUCUGUGGCACCAGGUUGGUCAGCAUCUCGUCUGGCAGACCGUCGACUGGGACAAUGCCACCUCCAACAACGCCGCUGUCGCAGGUGCCGGUGCUGACGCCAGGACGAUCGAGGGGAUGAUGGUCGAUAACAGUCAUCGGAUACGGACCUUGCGGUGUAUGUUUCACUCCCAGGCUGGAACUAGCUUUGUUGACUCGUCGAUUCUGUUGAGGUCCCUGUUGACGACGAGGGGUGGUGGAAGACGAGGAGGAGGAGAUGAAGGGGGAGAUUGGCUCAGGACGAGGAACCUCAGGACAUUGUCACUCCGUGGCCACUUCAGUCUCCAGUCCAUUGGUUAUUGUGUCGUCAGCAGUAUCGACACAGCGACUCCUCCUCCCUCUGCCCCAAGAUACAUCCCCUUUCGUAUCCCAACCCUGGCUCACCUCGACAUCCGGCCCUUCGUCAACUCUGCGGUUGACCUGCAUCUUAUCCUAGAUACUGCUAUUGGUCUCCGGACGCUGGUUGUCGAUUCUCACGGAUCCUUUGCCGACAGUAGCUCUGACCAUCAUACUCCUCAGGGUUCAGAGGCUAUUAUACCCGAGCACCAUGUACACCAAGUUCAUGAGUCGUUGGUGUCGCUCAAGAUCCAGCACCUCAAGAUGAGUCGUCAGGAACUAGAGGGUGUUGCUGCCCGGUGUCCGAAUCUGGUCGAGCUCCAGUCCCUCUGUAGUCCGGCCACACUUUGGAGGUCUCCGCCUGGCUCUCAGCCACAGCAGCACCAACAGGACAUGGAGUCUUUACAUACGACACAACAGCAAAAAGGGCAACUCAACAGCAGGAGGAGUUUGGUUGGAACACUGGCGAAAUCAUGUCCCAAGAUACAAAGAUUUCACGUGGGUCUACAACAGGGAGGGUUCCACACAGACCUUGUCCAUGAUGCUCUGACCUGCUUUCCGAGCCUGGUUUCCUUUGGAUUGCCGACCGCGGAUUGUACGAGGGCCACUAUGGAUGUCAUUAAGGCUUCCCAGCUCCGGUACCACUCAUCUGCCACAACAGCGUCGCCACUGGGAUCAUGGAUAGGCGGAAUGAAGGAGUUGCCAGCAAUGAGGGAAGGGGCGUUCCUGACGAGCCUGACGAUCAUGAAUGUGAGCUCGAGCGAGAAAAUCAGCCUGGCGUUACACGAGUUCUUGUGCUGGACACCCUACCUGAAGGAGUUUUAUGCAUAUAAUACGACACUUUAUCUGGAGCAUAUGCAGUCAGCUGGAGCAAGUGAAGGAGAGGCUGUGGAGAUGCUGGAGCCCCGUCCUGUUGUUGUAACAGCACAACCUGUUACCACAAUGCCCUGUCAGCAGGAGCAGUAUUCGUCAAGGAGACGAAGCAGUAGCAGCAGCAGUGAGCAUAUGGAUGUCUACGUCCGUGCGUCUGAGCAUGAGUCUGGAUCCGAUGAAGGCGUCGCCAAUAGUCGCACAGGCGUGACUGUGUCUAAUCCAAGUCUCGUCGAUUCGCUUGUUGAGGCAACGACUGCAACACCUUCCUCCUCGGUUUUGUCGUCUACUCCAGUGGCAACUCCAACCAGUUCUACUUCAAGUAGUCGACAACAGCACAAGCAACAACAGCCGCAACGAUGGGCGUGUACAGGACUGGAAACACUUGUCGUCCGAUUCGCCCACCUCCCCUGGCGGAACAGCACCGAGCCCCCGAAACGAUCCAAAGACACCUUUGCUUUCUUGACGGGUCUCCAUAAGCUCAAGAAGCUGUGUAUCAAGGAAGGGCUGAUGUUGGAGGCUGGACGAGAGUAUGAUGCGUUGGUGCAGUUGCAGGGGUUGGAGGAGGUUGUGUUUACGACUUGUUAUCCGAUUCCUAUCAAGCCUUCUGAUUUAGAGUGGGUUGUUGCUGCAGGUCCUUUUUCGUCGUCGUCGUCGUUGCUGAAGAAGGUUGUUGUGAGGCGACAGAAGACGAAUACGGUGCUGGAUAAGGAGUUGAUGAGGUGGUUUGAAGAGCGAGAGCGUGAGGGGUGUGGAGUCAAGUUGUCGCUUCAGUUGACGGAUUGUUGUGAGGAAGAGUACCACUUUCCGUAG
This is a messenger RNA of Linnemannia hyalina, 2322 nucleotides long. The record is from the annotation of a GenBank genome assembly. Lineage: Eukaryota; Fungi; Mortierellomycota; Mortierellomycetes; Mortierellales; Mortierellaceae.